AACUCCUCCGCCAUUUUGGAAAUGAUGACAAGGGAAGCGUCACUCCUGACAUGAAGACUUUGACCUGGCAGUAAAAUUGAGAACGAGCUGCGACACAAGCAGCAAGAACUGGAGCAGACGAAGGCCAAGCUGGAGCACACUAAGGCAGAGCUGGAGGUCAAGAACGAGAUGUGGAGGGCCUUUGACGAGUUCUCAAAGGCCAACGAAGCCAACAGAGAGCGGUUCCAGGAAGAAUUGAUCCGUCAGAGGAAUGAUUUAAUGGAAGCUGAGAGCGAGCUGCGACACAAGCUGCAAGAGUUGGGACAGACCAAGGCGCAGCUGAAGCACACUAAGGCAGAGCUGGAGCAGACCAAGGCGAAGGUUGAGGUUGAAGCCGCUGAAGUUAAGAAGGAGCUGUGGAAGGCUGUUGACGGGCUCCUCAAAGCGAACGAGGCCAAUAAGGAGAAGUUCAAGAUAGAAAUGCUCUGUCAGGAGGACGAGUACAUGCAAGUUGAGAACAAGCUGCGGGACAAGGAGCAGGAGCUGGAGCAGACCAAGGCGCAGCUGGAGAAAGUCAGCUCUGAAGCUGAGGCGUUCAUGAAGGCCACGGAACUCAACAUGAGAGAGACUAAAGACUCAAUGGAAAUGUCCCAACAUGACAUUGAACUUUACACGCACCAGACCAUGCAAGAUGAAUGAUAUCCUCUGAUACUCUAAUACAGGUGUCCAACCUUUCUUCUUCUACGAGCUACUUUACAAAAUAAAAAUGGCCGCUUCUGAGAUAC
Messenger RNA from Nerophis ophidion (straightnose pipefish), 764 nucleotides. RefSeq lists its product as uncharacterized. Bases 169 to 678 code for a protein of 169 amino acids. The transcript is spliced from 4 exons. The record is from RefSeq and is a predicted model, not a curated record. Lineage: Eukaryota; Metazoa; Chordata; Actinopteri; Syngnathiformes; Syngnathidae.